AUGGGGCCAAUAAAUAUUGCGAAAGAAAACGCAGCUUGGACAGGUGUCCGCAACUACGUUGUUAAUCGGGCUGCUACUCGCGCUGCUUUCGAGGCUGAAGAUCCAACGACGGCAGGACCAUGGCAAUACAAAUGGCUUUCUGAAGAGACAGAUGGCUCUAUUAAUUCUACUAGAUGCAACAACGUCAAUGUUUCCGGUGCGGCGUAUUGUCAGGCCAAUCCUGAAACCGAUACUCAACCAUGUGGCCGACCGAAAACAUUUGACCUUUACUGUUGUCCUCCAGGGACUAGUAGCGCCCCAGAAGCUCUCAAACAAUGCAAGGCCUGA
This is a messenger RNA of Sclerotinia borealis F-4128, 327 nucleotides long. The record is from the annotation of a GenBank genome assembly. NCBI's taxonomy places the organism in Eukaryota, Fungi, Ascomycota, Leotiomycetes, Helotiales, Sclerotiniaceae.